Molecule: messenger RNA, 520 nt
Organism: Aspergillus brunneoviolaceus CBS 621.78
Lineage: Eukaryota; Fungi; Ascomycota; Eurotiomycetes; Eurotiales; Aspergillaceae
Exons: 2
Source: RefSeq, a predicted model, not a curated record
CUCCCACCCACCCACUCCCCCCCUCAAGGGGCUACCAAUUAUUUCUCUUAGCUCAACUCAGCUCAACUCAGCUCUGCUCAGCUCAUUCCUCCCCGUUAACCGUCAACCAUCCCCCCCUCUCUCUGUUUACUUUUCUAUCCAAGGCGUUUAUCUAAUUUUCUUCUUUUCAUCUCUCUGGUUUGUUGCUCCGUUGCUCCUCAAAGUCUGGCCCCUGCUUUUGGACCGUUUCCUUCCUUGAAGCUCCGUCGUCCCAUGGCUGCGUGCCUUGGCUGCUAGUGCACCUGUCACAUUACCUGGGCUCCUCCUGCAACAAAAGUCCUAUUCUUUGCGACCGAAUUUCACUACAUGCGUUCCGACCAAACAUCGCUCUGAUCUCACACCCACAAAUUUGGUUGGUCUUAGCAUCCCCGCUCCACCGUCUCCGUCCGGACCUCGACCGUGUUUACGUCCAGCGCUAACCAAACCACGCCAUCCAGGAACACCCUCCAGACCUCCAUCCACACAUCUCCCCGUUAUGGAU